UUAAAUUUUGUUCAUCAUUAUAUUAGUGCUAAUAAACCAGUGAUAUUUAGGAAUGCUUUGGAAGGAUGGCCAGCCUCUGAAAAGUGGAAUGUUGAAUAUUUGAAACAAGUUCUUUCCGAUAAGGAAAUUUCUGUGGCUUGUACACCAAAUGGAAAGGCUGAUGCUGUGCAUGAAGGAAAAUUUAUUAAACCUAUGGAAGUGAAAAUGAAAUUUAAUCAAUUUAUGCAAUUUAUGACUAAUAAGAGGAGAUUUAAUAAUUUACCAGAUAAGGAGGAAGAGGAAUUUAAUGGAAUGAAUUCAUGGAAUACUAUCUUCUAUGCUCAACAUCAAAAUUCAAGUUUAACAAAGGAAUUUCAAGAACUCAUGCAAGAUGUUCCAGAACAAUUGGGAUUUGCUGUGAGAGCUUUUAAUAAUUUACCAGAUGCUGUUAAUUUGUGGAUUGGAGAUGGUCAAUCUACUUCUAGUUUACAUAAGGAUCCAUAUGAGAAUAUUUAUUGUGUAUUGGCUGGAAAGAAAAUCUUUACACUUUAUCCUCCAACAGAUGUUGUAAAUGUGCCUUAUAAGAAUUAUAAUGAAGCUCACUAUCAUUUUGAAGAUAAUGAAUGGAAGAUUGUAGAUGAAGAUACGCAAGUCCCUUGGAUUGAUGUUGAUCCAGAUAAACAAACUAGAGAGGAAAUCAUUCAAGUUUACCCAAGAUAUAAGCAUGCCACUCCAUUCAAAGUGGAGAUUGGACCUGGAGAUGCUUUAUAUCUUCCAUCUUUAUGGCUUCAUCAAGUGGCUCAGGACCACAAUGAGGAAGGUGUUGUGGUUGCAGUCAAUUAUUGGCAUGAUAUGCAAUAUGGACCUCUUUUCAACUAUAAUCAAUUGUUG
Naegleria gruberi is the source of this 870-nucleotide messenger RNA. RefSeq lists its product as uncharacterized. The transcript has a single exon. NCBI's taxonomy places the organism in Eukaryota, Heterolobosea, Eutetramitea, Acrasida, Naegleriidae. The annotation marks the transcript as partial. Gene Ontology annotation, molecular function: 2-oxoglutarate-dependent dioxygenase activity. The record is from RefSeq and is a predicted model, not a curated record.